Drosophila hydei is the source of this 1985-nucleotide messenger RNA. RefSeq lists its product as uncharacterized. The transcript is spliced from 4 exons. Lineage: Eukaryota; Metazoa; Arthropoda; Insecta; Diptera; Drosophilidae. The coding region runs from base 297 to 1850 and encodes 517 amino acids. The record is from RefSeq and is a predicted model, not a curated record. Gene Ontology annotation, molecular function: DNA binding.
AGAGAUUGCAAAGCGCGUCAGUUGCAACAAAUUGCUGCUACGCUCCACACGUUGCGAGCGGAACGCUAUUUACUGGAUGGUUGCCGUGUGCCUAAAAACCUGCUGUAGAUUUCAAUAAUACCAGGCGUUGCCGUAUCAGCGUGCGCUCGAUUGCGUUAAAGAAGAGCGUGAUACUGAGAAGAACCCAGAGCUAGAACGAGAGCGAGAGUGAGAGCGGCAACGGGAGAGUAAGAGUGCGAGCGUAUGAGAGUUUCCGUUAUCUGUUGCUGUGUGCGUGAGCGUACGGAACUGAGCAAAUGUCUGACGACGAAGCCAGUUCAUUUGGAGCUGGCUCCCAGCGUAUACGUAACGUGUUGACCCUAGAGGAGCGUGUGGAGGUCAUACGUCAAUAUGAUAUCAUGCCCAUGUACAGCAAGCUGGCCAAGAACUUCAACUGCAGCUGGGAGCAGAUCAAGAACAUUGUCUCCAAUCGAGAGCCCAUUAUGGAGUUCUAUGAAGCGACGCGCCACAACAACAAACAGCCGAAUUCCAAGUUAGAGGAGCUGCGCAGGCGCAAAAUCAAUUUCCUGGGCCAUUGCCUAUAUGAGUAUAUACAACGUGCUCAGUUCUACCUGCGCGUAGACAUCAACGAGGAGCUAAUCCGCACCAAGGCUUUAGAUUUCCAGACUUUAAUGGGCAUUGACAACUUUGUGCCCAAUAAGUCUUGGAUCAAUCACUUCAAGGCGGCCUACAACAUCACGCUCUCCAAUCGUCAGAUAACGAUGACGCGCAAGCCACCUCGUUCUCUGGAUCUGCGAGAUAUAAUGUCUUACUGUGGCAAGAAUAUACCCACAUCGGACAGCAGCAAGUUACCGGAUUUACCUGCUCCAGCUCAUGUUGUGGCAUUCAGCACGCAGCCAGCUGCUACGCCGUUGCAGGUAAGCGUGCCAGCCACAACUGGCCGGGCGGCAUUGCUGUCUCCCAGAAAGCCCGUAGACAUACGUUCCUUGUAUCGCACCAAGACUCUGGUUGCGGCGUCCACUCAGAACCAGGCCACAUUGGAUGAGCUGCAGCUGCGACGCAAGCGCAAAAUUAACUUUUUGGAGAAGGCGCUGUUCGAGUACAUUUCGCGUUCGCAAUUCCAUCACAAAAACAAGGGUCGCCUCGAUGUGGACCAUCUGCGCGAGGUGGCUGUCAAUUUACGCGACAUACUCAAGAUCGAGAACUUCUUUCCGGAUCGCACGUGGUUCAAUCACUUCAAGAGCCACUACAACUUCAGCUUCUCACAGGGCGUUCACUACGGCAUGAUGCUGCGUCGUGUGCCGCUCUCCCUGGAUCUGCGUGACAUAGUCAGCUACUGUGGCAGGCAUGAGCAGCGUGAGCAGUCGAUGGGCAACAUCACACUGACACCCAAGGAACCAGAGUCAGCUCGCUUUGUGCAUGUGCCACUGGCGGAGUCCAAGCCGGCGGAACCAGCCAAAGAAACAAACACAGCAAUUGAGGAAGACGAUGAUUGCGUGGCCAUUGAUGAACCGCCUGAGCUAAUCGAAAUCAAGGAUGAUGACGAGGAGCCAGAUAAAGCUGAGCUCAAGCGCCAAGCUGCAGAAGAUUCCGUACCUAGUCUACCUCUAAAGAUACAAAAGAUUGAGUCCUUGAAUCCCAGUGCGCACAGUCCGGGUCACUAUUCCGAGGAUAGCGCCGAUGCUGAGCCAUUGCCGCAUCGCGUGAACAACUACAAAGAUGCACUGCGUCUGCUGAAGCCACUCGAGGAGUUUGCGCUGCUGGAGGAGAACUAUCGUGCCAUUGGCCUGCUCACUCAGCUCGAGAAGAUCUUCGAGGGGGCGGUCAAUCAGUCCCAGAUCGACAAAUAGAGUUUCCAUACAUAACUAAAACUUGAACCAAAAAAUCAUAAUGCUGGCCUAGUUAUAUAUAAUAGAUGUACAUAUAUAGUAUAUAUAAUAAGCUUAAUUACAGUGUAUUAAGAGCUUUGCUCACUAAAACUUGAG